AUGCUUCACUCCAUCUACGACCUUACGACGUUCUGCAGACACACAACCGGCGAUGUACCCGCAAAGCUCGUCGGCGCUUCCACCACUGUCGUCGGUUCAAAGAUGUACCUCUUUGGAGGCCGAUUGGUCACUGAGCGGAGAAUGGUCUCUGACCUCUAUGUUUUCGAUCUCGAGACUUUCGUCUGGGAACGAAUACCCUCGUUUCCAGAAGACGAUGUGCCCAGAGCACGCUACUUUCACAGCACAGACGCCUGGAACAAUCAUCUCAUCGUGUUCGGCGGAAUGAGCAAUCAACCUGACGCUAUCAACCCAGACGACCUGUGCGUCCUGAAUGAUGUCCGCUUUUUCAACCUUACCACACGACACUGGCUCCCUCCAUUCCCUUCCUUGCCCGACUCAGACCAUCUAAUGCCCCGUGCCCGUUAUGCCCAUCUAUCUUCCGUAACAGCCGAUAGACUAUUUAUUAUCGGCGGUCAAGACUUCUUCAACACUUGGCUCGACGACGUCUGCGUGUUCGACCUCGCCACCAAGGCCUGGGUCCAGCGACGCGACUAUCCACGCCACUGUGGUACCUACCGAAGUGUUGCCGUAUCCUCCCAUACAACCGUUCGACACCCACAUGAAGAGAUGCUAGCGUCUUCCUCAUCUUCUACUCUAGUCGCCUCUGGCAGCGCAUUCCGAUCAUCUAAAUCUACCUUGUCCCUAUCACGCACCUCUGACGAUAUUGCACCCUCUGAAAGCCUUGUCCAUCUACCGUAUUCCUUUGCACCUACUGAAGACCACCCUAGUGAUAUUUAUUUGUACAGCAACUACAACUUUACUGAUGUCAAGCGGGAACUUGAAGUAUUCUCGCCCCUUCCCGAUUCCGACUUUACGAUACAAGACCGAUCUUCCGCAAUGACAGGCUCGACAUUCCCUCCCGGCCUACGCUUCCCAACCGGUGCCCUCCUCGGUAGCCACCUCAUAAUCGCCGGCACCUACCUCGCGCACAGCUAUCAGUCCUUCUCUAUCUGGGUCCUCGACCUGACGACGAUGACCUGGUCGCGCAUCGACCCCGGCAAGGCCCUCGAGACGGGCUCGUGGUUCCGCGGCUGCCUCUGGGCCGAGUCGAACAAGUUCCUCAUCUUCGGCAACCGACACGGGAACCUCGUCGACGACUAUAACCGGCGCCUCCUCAGCUGGGACCACGUCGCCGUUGUCGACCUCGAGGCGUUCGGCAUCUACCAACCCCCACCGCUCAAGCUCGACGUGCGCAUGCAGGAGCUCGGGCUCGCGGCGCUCGAGGAGCAGGUACUGGCCGACUUUGAGAUUGUGUGCGACGAUGGACAGAAGGUGCAAUGCUCGAGACGGAUCCUGGAGGAACGGUGGCCGUGGUUUAAGGAGCAGAGGAAGCUCUUCCUAAGAAAGGCUACGGGCGCGCUCGAGGGGCUGCCGACGUCCGCGAUGCACGUGCCACUGCCUGAGCUUCCAGGGACUGGGAUCGCAAGCGAACCACGUGUCGACCCUCGGCUGACACCCCGCGCGUUCCACCUCUCCGAGCCCUACCCCGUCACCCUCGCUCUCCUACAGUAUUUCUACUCUCUUGGUCUGAUCACGCCGCUGCAGCACACGGCGCCGGUGCUUAGCCAGCUGCUGAUCCUCGCUGCAAAUUACCAAAUAGACCACCUCGAAUCGCUGGUAAAGCAUGCCAUGCACCGCGCGCUGUCGAACCCGACAUCGGUCGGUGUGUACGAGGUCGCUACUCUGUGUAGCAGUCGGAGUCUUCAGAUUCGUGCUCUAAAAACUGUAAUGUCCUACACCCAAAAGAGACCCUCCCGGCGAUCAGAGAAGGAUGGCAGCGGGGGCAGCAGUACGCGAAUGCCAGACGGGGACGGGGCGAACUAUGGUGGUGGAGGUUCGAGUAAAUACGUGUCCCGUCCGCGGGGGACGUCCGACGCCAAGUGGCGAAACAUGGCGAUGACGGACAGUGGUGCUAGUAGUUCGGGGUAUUGA
Messenger RNA from Cyclocybe aegerita, 1992 nucleotides. The record is from the annotation of a GenBank genome assembly. Lineage: Eukaryota; Fungi; Basidiomycota; Agaricomycetes; Agaricales; Hemipholiotaceae.